Molecule: messenger RNA, 2104 nt
Organism: Stylophora pistillata
Lineage: Eukaryota; Metazoa; Cnidaria; Anthozoa; Scleractinia; Pocilloporidae
Product: retinol dehydrogenase 16
Biological process (GO): steroid metabolic process
Cellular component (GO): intracellular membrane-bounded organelle
Molecular function (GO): oxidoreductase activity
Source: RefSeq, a predicted model, not a curated record
AUGUCCAAAAUACGUAACGACGUGUAUUUAUUCUCUUUGACGGUUUCGCAAACUCUAGGGUUGACUAGGCCGAGCAGAAUAACUGCACUGGCAAGGUUUUUCUCACGAAGGAGGUCGAUCGCCUUGGAUCAGAAAUAUGUUUUAAUUACCGGUUGCGACUCUGGCUUCGGCCGUGAAACAGCCAUUCGACUGGACAAGAUGGGAGCGUAUGUGUUGGCGACUUGCCUGACAGAGGAAGGAGAGAAGAGUCUAAGGUCCGCGACCAGCGACAAACUGAAAACAUUCCGGCUGGACGUGACAAAUUCAGAGCAGAUCAAAGAUCUUUACGAAGAUAUUCAGCGACUUCUGCCCUCGGACCAAGGUGUAUGGGGGUUGGUAAACAACGCUGGGAUCGCUAUUACUGGACCAAUAGAAUGGAUACCUCUACAAAAAUCAAAACGCGUCGCUAAUGUUAAUCUGUGGGGCAUGAUUGACGUUACUAAAACCUUUCUGUCGCUCGUCAAGAAGUCCCGAGGCCGCGUGGUGAACAUGUCAAGUAUGUUGGGUCGUGUAUCGUUGCCUCACGUUUCUAGCUACUGUAUAACAAAGUAUGGAGUGCAAGCAUUCUCCGAUGCUUUGAGGCGUGAAAUGAACCCGUGGGGAAUACUGGUCAGUAUCAUAGAACCCGGCUUGUUCAAGACAGCCUUGGCACACACCGAGCGCAACAUUCAAGCGACGCAGGAUUUAUGGGACGACCUCAGUCCUGAGUUAAAGGAGGAGUAUGGAGAGAGAAAACUCAAUCAAAUCAAGAAGGGAAUCAUUAAGGUUUCCGAGAGUGCCAAUCCUGACACAUACAAAGUUGUGGAUGCUGUGAUCGAUGCUUUAACUUCUCAGCGACCUAAAACUCGUUACGCUGUGGGUCUGGAUGCAAAAGUAUCAAUCUUCAUUUCCUUUAUGCCCACUUUCAUUGCUGACAGCUUUUUCCGAAGGAGGAAGUGAUAUGCCUCGGUUACAACGGAGCAUCUGCUUUAAUGAGAUCUCAGUAAGAUACGUUUGAAACAUCUGCCGCCUUCAGUCAAAAACAUGACGUGUGCACACGUUGUCUUACAUGCAGCACUAAUCAUACUCAUAUGGACCAAUGUUGUAAUAACUAGGUGGCGCCUAGGUGGCGUUCUUUCAGUCUGUCAGAACCAAGUUGUCUUACACGAGGUACAAACAACCACACAAGCCAGUAAUUAUCCGUGUAUAGAAGUGUAUAACUUUUUCGGCAAAACUCAAAACAGAAUUGUAAAUCAACAGGACACCCGUGAUUAAUAAGCUUUGUGUUCUAACAGUCUCCAGUUUUCCUCCUCCAUAAUUUUCUUUCCUUUCACAGAUUUCUAUUAAUUUUUCAAUUUUUGUAUCCUAUUGUGCGAGACAGCGGUUGUUUCUUAUGUUUUCCUCGAAAGUUUGCGCGGGAAAGAAGCGCGCGGACGGCCAAACAUUGAUGCCCUCGCGCACGCCCUACUUUUGACCGUUGUGGUGCAAGGUAUGUUGGGUAACCCACAGAAUACAAAUUUCAAAAUACUCACUCGAUUUAUUUCUAUGACAAAAAUCCAUAUUUACUGACAUACAAGCUGGUCGUGUUAUUAAUACCGGCUUUGAAAGAAGUUCUGAACAAUAUUUUACUAUAAAAAUUAGCAUUUAUUGGUUAAAUACUCUCAAACAUGGUAAACUAUAACUUAAGAAAUGAAUAUAGGUCUGCAAUAAAAAGAAGACUGUUCUUCAACGAAAAUAAUUUUUUACCCAAGGAAGACUGAAAGGUACAGAGUGUGGAAUUACAAUGUAAUGUAACAACUGACCGUUAUCUGUUUUACCUCUCCACCAAGCUGAAUGCAAUGAUUGUUGCUAUGAUUUUUUAUCUCGUCCAUUUUAUAGAAUCGCGUUUCUUACAAAAUCAUUGGAUAUAAAGUUAAACAUUUUCCAGUGUAAACAAUGUUAGUGAAGAGUUCCUUUUACUUACUUUGAUUGGCUUGUGCCAAAAAAACCUCUAAUUUCGUACCCAGAUCCUAUCGUGUAACGGUGACUGAAAUGUAAUCUCGUUCCCAGAUCCCACCGUGUAAUGGUGAAAUGUAAUCUUAUUCCC